AUGCCUACAUCAGCUCAACGGCUCAAUCAACUUGCUGGUCAGAUGUCCUUAUUUUUUAUGGAAUCGUGUUUUCAAUGCAGUUUUGUUGUAUCCAUCAAUAGAUUUGUGGCUGUUUUCUAUCCAACUUACUAUAGAAAAGCGUUUAAUGAACGGACUACAGCAAUAAUGUUACUGCUAACAACAACUCUUUCACUGAUUUACUUUGGUCUUUACUUCGUAGCCGGCUCAGAUGGUUGUAACUUCUAUUACGAUCAAAAAUCAAAUGCUUGGACUUUUGGAACCGAUUUAUGCAGCAAGCGAAUGGCCCACUACGUCGAUAUGUUAUCCAACAUGGUCCUCUUCGCUAUCAGUUGUGUCAUUGAUGUGAUAGUAUUCAUACGUUUACGAUCAUCAACCAAGGCUAUUCUCAACACGCUUUUGUAUUCGGUUAUGCUUCUGUGCUUUCAUAUUAUCGCUCUUUUUACGUCCAACACACUAAGUCACUUUUUGUCUAGAACAAUCGUAUGGAGUGUCGCCCACACUGUGGACGGAUUGAUCCUCAUAUACCUCAAUCCCGAGAUAAAGAAACAUCUCGUGAGCAUUCGUCACUUCGUCCAGAUCAUUAAGGAUCCUGUCAGCUCCAACAAUGAACGAGUAGUUACGGUCUACUCUUCCACGUUCAAAUGA
Messenger RNA from Haemonchus placei, 666 nucleotides. NCBI's taxonomy places the organism in Eukaryota, Metazoa, Nematoda, Chromadorea, Rhabditida, Trichostrongylidae. The record is from the annotation of a GenBank genome assembly.